Messenger RNA from Necator americanus (New World hookworm), 1842 nucleotides. RefSeq lists its product as uncharacterized. Lineage: Eukaryota; Metazoa; Nematoda; Chromadorea; Rhabditida; Ancylostomatidae. The transcript is spliced from 17 exons. The record is from RefSeq and is a predicted model, not a curated record. The coding region runs from base 1 to 1842 and encodes 613 amino acids. Gene Ontology annotation, molecular function: acireductone dioxygenase [iron(II)-requiring] activity.
AUGCAAAUUUGGCAUAUGGAACCGUUCCCAUGCGGUGAUCGACGUCUACCACAUCAUGUAUUUCCACCGAAGAAAAUUACCGCCGAUCAACUUCUACAGCUAACCGGUGUUCUCUACUACAAGGUUGAUCUCGACGAUACUGUAGCGAUGAAGAAACGACUUUCAAGAGUGAAAAACGAGAGAAAGGUGAACUCAUCCGAUAUGCUCACCAUUAACGACUCGAUUCCGGAAUUUAACGAUAAGCUCGAGGAGUACUACGAACCAGUCACAAAGGAUCAGGAUGUAGUUUCGUUGGUGAUGGAUGGCAGUUGUUACUAUGAUGUUGAGCCGGAGGAAGACGAAUGGAUUCGAAUCCAUAUGGAACGAGGUGAUCUGAUCGUCAUUCCGAAAGGUGUUUCGCACAGGUUCACUGUAACUCCACAGAAUUUUGUCCAAAUGCAACGUUUCUUCCCCAAGAAGCCAGACGAUGUACAAGGAGUGAUGAGUGGAAAAGACAAGUACUCUUCACUCCCUCAAGAUGGCAAUCCGGUGCAGUUCAACGCAUGUAGCGAUGAUCCUGUCCUUCCCGACGAUGUGGAUCGUGAACAAGCUUCUAGGUCGUCCUUGGAAAAUUGCGAUGUUCCGAGCGAAAAUUCAUAUCUUCCUGACAGUGGUCCAGCUUCUCUUGUUGCUCCGGAGAACCCUUAUUAUGAAAAAUUAAUUGGAAUUGAUGCAGAACCUGCCGCUUAUCCAGAGGAUCUAAUCAUGAUUGGAAGUAGUGUCGACGUGCAUGAUGAUUCGAAGCCUUCUCUUUUGCUGUCUGAGGAGCCUACAAUCAGUGAAACGUGUAACGACGUCUCUGCUGAUUUAAAUUCAAAAGGUUCCUCAUCGCAACCAGAAAAAACUAUUAUGGUGAUGCCUGAGGACAUAGAAGCCGCUGGAUUAAGCAUGCAAAAUUUGAACGAUUUAACUGAAGCGCAGUUCAACACGUUAGUUGAGAUUGCUGAACGUCGGGAACGGAAUGCUGGACCGACAUUGGCGGCUCACAAUCAGUAUGGUGAUCAAAUGCCCAACAAUUCCGCCAGCACCGAUUCACUCACCAUGAUAAUUGCUGACGAUGGAAGUCUGAAGGUUACGGAUGCAUGUGGUCAGAUGCUGGUGUUUGACCGCACUCAAUUGGCUGCCUUACGAAUCGACGUGAACAACCUCACAGAUGAAAGCAUCCAGCAAAUUGUGCAGCUGGCCAUGCCUGCUAUCUGUGUUAGCAGUAAAUCUAUAGAAAUGCCCAAGCCUGACUCCCAACAUCCUCUGCGUUCCGGAUCUAGGAAUCUUGGUAACAAUUCGGAAGUUGCUGCUUUCAAAUCCAGUGAUACUGUUCCACGGGUUCUUGACGAACAGGUGGAGGGACGAGUUUCGGAUCAAGCUGCCCCACGAAAUGCAUCAAUUCGUUAUGUGAAAAAUGGGAGAUGGAAGGUUCAAUAUGAAGACGGUCGCUUUGAAUGGGUCGGUGAAGGCAAUUCUAAUGUAUGCGAAGUGAAGCCUGUCCAGCAUUCUGAUCACUCAGGUUAUCACGUUGGAAACACUUCUUGCCAAACUGAUUCAUCUGUUCUGAUGAGUUCACCACGUCUAAAACGAACGUGUUCGACUGACUCACCUUUCGACGGCGGGCCAGCACCGUUGAAACGGCGUGGUAUUGCUCAGGCUCCGAACUUUUGUUGUCCAGUAUGCGAUCGGAAGGUAUACCAAAAGGAACCGUCAUAUAUUGUUAUACGAUUACCUGCAUGUGAUGAUUGUACUAAAGGAAAGAUGAUCGUGCUUGAUGAGCGAACAAAAAGGCUAAGCCUACCCACUGUUCAAAAAUAG